Messenger RNA from Ylistrum balloti, 3123 nucleotides. Its product is annotated as metabotropic glutamate receptor 2-like. Gene Ontology annotation, biological process: G protein-coupled glutamate receptor signaling pathway; regulation of synaptic transmission, glutamatergic. The record is from RefSeq and is a predicted model, not a curated record. Gene Ontology annotation, molecular function: group II metabotropic glutamate receptor activity. NCBI's taxonomy places the organism in Eukaryota, Metazoa, Mollusca, Bivalvia, Pectinida, Pectinidae. Gene Ontology annotation, cellular component: membrane. Bases 1 to 3123 code for a protein of 1040 amino acids. The transcript is spliced from 5 exons.
AUGACACCACAAAGCAAGGUCAAAGUUCUCACAUCUAAAGGUCAAGGUCAGUCAAGUGGUAAAACCACAACCACCAUGCAUGACAGUCCCUAUAGCCUAGAGUCAGCAUGUAAGGAUCUGUAUACUGAUAUGUCUGUCUUCCAGUUCAUAGAGUUUAUACAAAUGCCACAAAGUCUGUCUGACCAGUCUAUUGUACCUCAUACCAAAGUGACCAAAGUAGAAACUGUAUUGAUACUGAUGCUGGUAUCCAGUGUAACACUGAUUCAGACUCAACUUACAUGUCCGUCUGGAUCAGGCGGUAGCUGCCAGUACACAAAUAUUGGUCUCGUGCCUACAGAUAACCAGCUGCCAAACCAACACUAUUACAUUGGAGGAUUGUUCGGAGUCCAUGACCGUGCGCUGGAUGCUUACUCCUGUCAGGAUGCUCCGAUACGUGAACGUGGGCUUCUGAAUAUGGAAGCAUUUCAUUGGGCAAUCAAGGAAUACGGCACAGGACAAAAUAUCUCCAUUGGAGGAGUAGCCCUUGAUUCAUGUUCACGUGUAGAACAAACCAUUGAAAACAUUCUGAGUUUUGAAACAUGUAAAGUUGGUUUUGGUAAUUUGAAUGCUGUUUCACCGCGAAACCUGCUGGCUUAUGUUGGACCAGACAGGAGUACGGAGGCAAUGGCUGUGGCAACGUUACUGAAGGACAUGAACAAGACUCAGGUCACCCACGCGGCCACCUCCCCAGAUCUGAAUGAUCCUGACAUGUAUCCAUUCUUCUUAAGAGCUGUCCCAUCUGAUGAACAUGAUGCUACGAUUAUUGCAAAGAUGUUACAAACGCUGAAUAUACGAUACGUCCUUGGCGUUUACCUUGGUAAUUCUUAUGGUCGUGGUGGAUUUGAGGCUCUUAAAUCAAAACUCGAGGGAACUUGCAUGGUUUAUGAGACAGAGAUGCCAGUUAUGGCCACAGAUGAUCAGCUGGAAGCCAUCGCUGAUGAGCUCAUUCAGAGGGAGGCCACACGAUAUGUUGUUGUUUAUGCUGAUGCAGCAAAUGCCAGAAAAUUGUUGAAUGCUGUUCAAACUAGAGAUACCACCAAGGUACAGAAUUUGUAUUUCAUAGGAACUUCUUCCUGGGCUGAUAAUACAGCUGUCACUGAUAAUUUAUAUGUGAAUGCAUACACACUUGAUUUGACCACACCUGCAGGCCAGCUGACAACUGAUGUAGCCAAGUUUUACCAGUACCUGAACACUGUGAAGCCGAGCACAAACUCCUGGAACCCAUGGUUUCAGGGUUAUUGGAAUGACAAGCUACAGUGUGGACAACGCACCUGUAACGAGGCUUCUGACAGUUUGACAGGACGCUACACACCUGAUGUUUACGUCCCGUAUACAAUACUAGCUGUCAGGUCCAUCAUUGAAGGUGUAAGAAUGGCUGCCUUGGCUGCAUGUGGGAAAUAUGAUCUCUGUUCCAAUUUGUUGAACCAGGAAAAUAGAGGCCAAAGGAUUUAUGGAGCAAUUGGUGACACAACCUUCUUUAAUAAUAGAGAGCUUGCAAACAACUACAUAUCUUACAGAAUCCUCAAGUUUCAAGUCAGUACUGGAUAUACAGAGGUUGGGACGUAUGCACCUGGUUCUGGUUCACCACUCAAUAUGGCCGCCCAGCCUGCCCUAUCUAACUCCUGUCCGGAUUCUCCCUGUCUGGUGUGUGGAGAAGUGCCACCCUCCCCCAGCACCACCACUGUCAGAACAACAGCGGCACCAGUGGUGACCACAACAGACCCUACUGAGGGUGGGAAAUACAAAUUCAUAAGGUUUAUGGCUGGUCAACACUUUACAGGUGUGUACUCCAGUAGCAUACGCAUGGACAAUGAGUAUGGAACCAGAUUUGACAUUGGACAGAAAUGGAUCAUUGCUCUCGGGGUUCUUGCUGGCGUUGGCUGUGUGGCUGUCCUUGUGUUUGAAAUUUACAUUCUUUUCAAACUGCUUGGAACACGAAUAGGCCGUCAGUGGAGAACGAUGUGGCUCGGACAACUGUUGCUGUUUGGUAUCUUCCUAUCUUACCUCACGCUUUUUGCAUUUCUGUUCAUCCCGACGAAAGCUACCUGUGGAAUCAUCAGAUUUGGAAUCGGAGUUUCCUAUGCAACUAUUUACUCUGUACUGCUAGUUAAACUGAUGGUCAUUCUCACCUCCACAACGUCAGAGUCACUGAUUCCAGGCGACGUCGAAUCUCCAAAUUAUCUCAAGGGCAUUUAUCAGUUCUUGAUGUUUAUUUUCGCAGUUGGUGUUCAAAUGGUCAUCGAUGUCCAGUGGCUAAUCCAAGUGCCUCCAGAGGCAGUCAAGGUGAUGACAAAUGGUGGAGAGGUAGCCUGGGUUUGUAACCACUUUACAUGGUCAGUAGAUCAUGGCUGGGGUGACAUGGAAAACUUUGUACGCAGCGAGUUUGAAAACCACUUAUUAUCCCUGGUUUAUGUCAUGUUCCUUAUUGUCAUAACAACCAUUGUUGCCAUGCGUGCCCAUGGAAUCAUUACAAAUCACCGUGAAAGCGUUUUUAUUGGGAUUGUGGCGGGUUUCUCCAUCCCCAUCUGGAUCGCUUGGGGGCUGGUUGGUGGCCUCAACAAGAAGCUGGAUGAUGGCCAUCAGUUUGGAGAUGCCUGUCUGGCGUUUGGGUUAUUCAUUGUUGCCACUUUGGCGUUGUUUUCCAUGUUCCUGCCCAAGGUGAGACAACUCAUCAAUAUGGGUGUAGAAGGAAUCUAUUUGGAGGACGACCGUGACACUUACUACAAUGGAUCAGUGAUCAUGGCUCCUCCCAGUUACAAAAGCCGGCCAAGUUCUGUUGUAUACGCCAACUCAGGAGGUGUUUACAGUGAUCCUAUCAUUAUUGGUAAUGGAGGCGACCCAAAUGCAGUUCACCUCAAACACCCUGGAUCAGGGAGUACAUUGAGUGCUCCCAUUUACUUGAGGAAGGGAGAUAACUACGGGACAGAAAGCAUCAGAGGUACCAAGGUCCUCCGUGUAACUGGCGAACUGACAGGCAAAAACCCCAAGAAACCUUCAUCUGAGAUAGGACAUUAUAGAAAAGCACAGUCUGAGAGUGGUACCCUAAGGAAGGCAGUUUCUCACCAGAAUCUAGGAUCACUCUGA